Molecule: messenger RNA, 2192 nt
Organism: Harpia harpyja (harpy eagle)
Lineage: Eukaryota; Metazoa; Chordata; Aves; Accipitriformes; Accipitridae
Product: sodium/glucose cotransporter 2-like
Biological process (GO): transmembrane transport; sodium ion transport
Cellular component (GO): plasma membrane
Molecular function (GO): D-glucose:sodium symporter activity
Source: RefSeq, a predicted model, not a curated record
AUGGAGCGGACGACGGCCGUGAACCCCUGGGACUUGGGGGUCAUCGGGGGGUACUUCCUCCUCGUCCUCGCCGUGGGGCUCUGGUCCCUGCGCCGGGGGACCCGCAGCACCAUCAGCGGGUAUUUCCUGGCCGGGAGGAGCAUGGCCUGGGGACCCGUGGGGGCCUCGCUCUUCGCCAGCAACAUCGGCUCGGGGCACUUCGUGGGGCUGGCGGGGACGGGGGCGGCCGGCGGCAUCGCCGUGGGGGGCUUCGAGUGGAGCGGCAUGUUCAUCGUCCUGCUGCUGGGCUGGGUCUUCGUCCCCAUUUACCUGCGGGCGGGGGUGUCGACGAUGCCCGAAUACCUGGGGAAGCGUUUCGGGGGGGGCCGGAUCCAGCUGUACCUGGCGCUGCUCUCGCUGGGGCUCUACAUCUCCACCAAGAUCUCCGUGGACAUGUACUCGGGGGCCAUCUUCAUCCAGGAGGCGCUGGGCUGGGACCUCUACGCCGCUGUGGGGGCCCUGCUGGCCGUCACUGCCCUCUACACCGUCACCGGGGGGCUGGCGGCGCUGAUGUAUGCAGAUCUGGUGCAGACCCUCAUCAUCGUCGUGGGGGCCUCGGUCCUGGCCGGCUACGCACUGGGUGCUGUGGGGGGCUAUGAGGGGCUGGUGGAGCGUUACCCCCUGGCGCUGCCGCCCAACGUGACGGGUCCCUGCGGGCGUCCCCGUCCCGACGCCUUCCACCUCCUGCGACACCCCAGUACCGGGGACCUGCCCUGGCCCGGCCUCCUCCUGGGACUGGGCAUCAUCUCCGCCUGGUACUGGUGUACCGAUCAGGUGAUCGUGCAGCGGUGCUUGGCCGGCCGCUCGCUGACCCACGUCCGCGCCGGCUGCGUCGUCUGCGGCUACCUCAAAGUGCUGCCCAUGUUCCUCAUGGUGCUGCCCGGCAUGGCCGCCCGCGUCCUCUUCCCUGAGGUGGUGGGGUGCGCGGACGCGCAGGGCUGCCGCCGCGCCUGCGGGACCCCCGUGGGCUGCUCCAACGUCGCCUACCCCCGCCUCGUCCUCACCCUCCUGCCCCCCGGACUACGCGGGCUGAUGCUGGCGGUGGUCCUGGCCGCCCUCAUGUCCUCCCUGGCCUCCAUCUUCGCCAGCGCCGGAGCCCUCUUCACCCUCGACGUCUACCAGCGCCUGCGGCCCCGCGCCGGAGCCCGGCACCUCCUGAUGGCCGGCAGGCUGUGGAUCGUGGCGAUGGUGGGCUUGAGCCUGGCCUGGCUGCCGGUGGUGGAAGCGGCGCGGGGGGGGCAGCUCUUCGAUUACAUCCAGGCCAUCGCCAGUUACUUGGCCCCCCCCGUCGCCGCCGUCUUCUUCCUCGCCGUCUUCGUCCCACGCGUCAACGAGCCCGGCGCUUUUUGGGGUCUGCUGGGGGGCCUGGGGCUGGGCCUGGCCCGGCUGGUACCCGAAUUCGCCUUGGGGACGGGGACGUGCGGGUCCCCCGGCCGCUGCCCCCCCCUCGUUUGCGGCCUCCAUUACCUCCACUUCGCCGCCCUCCUCUUCCUCGCCACCGGCCUCAUCGUCAUCGGCGUCUCCCUCUGCUACCCACCCAUCCCUCGCCAACACCUCCACCGGUUGGUGUUCAGCCUCCGGAACAGCCGGGAGCCGCGGAUCGACCUCGACCGACAACCGCCCAAGGACGGCGCCGGCGACGUCCAGCUCCAGGGUAAAGGGGCCCGUGGGUGCUGGGGGGGGGCCAUGGGUGCUGGGGGGGGUCCCAAGGGUCUGGGAGGGGGCCCCUGGGUGCGGGGGGGGUCCCCAAGGGUCCGAGGACGGGUCCCAUGGGUGCGGGGGGGUCCCAUGGGUGCAGAAGACCCAGAACUGACCCCCCCACUCCUUCUUCCAGAUGUGGAGGCGGAGCCAGCUGGCCAGGGGGUGGGGCCUGUCGGCCGAGGGGCGGGGCCGUCGGGGGAAAGGGGCGUGUCCGAGCCGCCGGCCCCGCCCCCCGAGGACCCGGUGUGGAGCCGGGUGGUGGACGUCAAUGCCCUCAUCCUGAUGGCCGUCGCCUUCUUCCUCUGGGGGUACUUCGCCUGAGACCGCCCCCCCGCCGCCAAAACCUCCCCCGAAGGUGCUGAAACGCCCCCAAACGAGGGCAAAACCCCCCGUGCGACGUCAAAACGCCCCCAAACAAGGCCCAGCCGGCCCAGAGCGAGACCAAAACGCCC